Molecule: messenger RNA, 1541 nt
Organism: Drosophila mojavensis
Lineage: Eukaryota; Metazoa; Arthropoda; Insecta; Diptera; Drosophilidae
Exons: 4
Coding region: 91-807 (238 amino acids)
Source: RefSeq, a predicted model, not a curated record
GUGUUUUUGUCUACUUGUCAUGUCUGACUGAUACUAGUUACAUUAGUUUUAAAUACUAUCAAAGCAAACAAUACAAAAUUCUUUGUAAUCAUGACCGACUUUCGCCCCAAAUUCGGCUCCAUUCGAAAGGAUAGGAUCGAGGAUCCCGAGGACCGCCGAUAUUUUGUUUAUCAGGUUUUUAUUCAAUUCAUCCUCUACUCUGUACUCGCCUUCGUCCAAUGGCUCUGCUUACUUGCAAUAACAAGGCAUAUAUGCGAAGGAGUGAUUUUAAGCAACGAGUCGGCCUUGAUAGUACUAUUCUUCAUGGGCCUGCUCUUCUUCUUGGUCUUCGCAGUCAGCCCACAGCUGCGGCACCGGGUCUGCGCUAACUGGAUGGUCACUAUCGUUGUAGUUGAGGCGCAGGUCCUAGCUAUCGGUCUGUUAGCUGUACGAAGCGACUACCUCUUAAUGCUAAUUGGCUUCGUCUUCGUUCUCGUAAUCAUGAUUGUGGUCCUGAUAGUGGUAAUAUUUCUGCCGUUUGACCUCACGAAUUAUGGAACCCUAUUGUUUAUGUAUAGUCUCUGUGUGUUUGUAUUCUGCGUAUAUUGCAUCAUGUUUACCGUUGUCCUCUGGGUCCGCUGGCCGUUUUUCUUGUUCAUCUUUGGCCAAGUCUGCUUGGUGGUACCCAUUAUGGCGUAUCAUGAGCAAACAAUACUGGGCAAAGGCGAGGUGAGGUCCAGCCUCCAUGAUGACAAGUUCUGUGCGCUGCUAUUGUUCCACGAUUUUCUAGCUCUGUUUUUGCCAACCUUUUUCUGGUACCGCUGGUAGCCCGCCCGCUGCUAGAAUCAAUAAAAACCAUGAUUUACAUAUGCUCUCGUUCUCUGAGCAAACAAAGACGCAUCUCUAUUCAAGCUCUUUCACUCUCAGACAAUCGGUCAUGCGGUUGUUGGACAAUGGCGGCAGCGUGCCCAUCAUACAGCCAGUAGGUCCUAGUUGGUGCAGCAAUAUAUGAUCUCGACAUCGGAUCACGCCAUCGCCGUCGCAAUCCCUGGCAUAAGAACUUAUGAAGCUUCGCACCGUUUCCGUGGCACAGUCCGGAUUUGAUACACAAGUCUCAUAAUCUGGAAUGGUGUUCAGUUGGGUUAGUCGAAAGUCAAGCAAAGCAAGCAUUGCAGCUGUUCCUUCAAUGAAUUCGCUUUACCCUCUGGACCACUGUGCGUCGCCUCCCGAGUCGCAUCCUGCCAAUACGGUCUUGAGAUCCGGUAGAUGCUGCAUGGAGUCGAGUGGCACAUCGCCGGCCUCUUUGCUGUGGCCGUCGCCGCGAUGCACUCCAGACAGUCGACGCUAAGCAGCGUCGUGCCUAACGCAGCUAAAAUCCGCAAGCAAAUAAAUAUGAAUGAGAUGCUAUACAAUUAUCCAUAGUGGUUCAAUCUUUCGGCGUCAAAUUUUAGUGAACUAGCUUCGGAAGCACCUGCAUAGUUUUCUAUGCAAAGUGCCGACCAAGUUAAGUUUAUAUGUGUUUUUACCAUUCAAGUUCAUUAAUAUAUAUAGUGUCAACAUCA